This is a messenger RNA of Poecilia latipinna (sailfin molly), 5394 nucleotides long. RefSeq names its product melanocyte inducing transcription factor b (gene mitfb). Bases 16 to 1809 code for a protein of 597 amino acids. Lineage: Eukaryota; Metazoa; Chordata; Actinopteri; Cyprinodontiformes; Poeciliidae. Gene Ontology annotation, biological process: regulation of transcription by RNA polymerase II; melanocyte differentiation. Gene Ontology annotation, molecular function: protein dimerization activity; DNA-binding transcription factor activity, RNA polymerase II-specific; RNA polymerase II cis-regulatory region sequence-specific DNA binding. The transcript is spliced from 10 exons. Gene Ontology annotation, cellular component: nucleus. The record is from RefSeq and is a predicted model, not a curated record.
CGACUUUAAUGUAGGAUGCCCGGCUCAACACGUGUCGACACAUGUCUCCAAGUGAAACAGUAUCUGUGCGGCUUUGUACAGCGUGCUGGUGGACAGCAUGUUUCCAACAGGCUCCGGCCCUUUCCUUCACUCCGCUCUGCUGUGGCUCUGGACGGGGCCGGUCCUCUGCCUCUGACUCUCUGUGAGGCGAUUGGCGAUUCCAGGCCGGGUCCUGGAGCCUCCCCCUGUGACACACUUUCAGUGCGGCCCCACCAGCAUGACUUUCACUGCUCUCCAAGGGCGGGUGGUGCACCUUCAGGGGAAAAACAAACAAAUAUGGAGGCUGCUGGAGUGCAAGUGUACAGACCCUGCUCAUUUGACUUUCUCAGCCCGUCGGACCAGCACGGCGCCUCCAAGCCCCCGCUGAGCUCCUCGGCCAUGACAUCACGCAUCCUGCUGCGGCAACAGCUAAUGCGGGAGCAGCUCCAGGAGCAGGAGCGGCGGGAGCAGCAGAGACAACAGUCCUCCCACUACCCACAAACCACAGCGACCCAGACCCCCGCUAUCAAUGUCAGUGUCCCUGUCAGUGUACCAGCUGGAGCUCAGGUGCCAAUGGAGGUGCUUAAGGUUCAGACUCAUCUGGAAAACCCAACCAAGUACCACAUCCAGCGCUCGCAGCAGCAGCAGGUGAAGCGGUACCUGGGAAAGCUUGGCUCCCAGGCGUUGAGCUUGCCCUGCCCCAACCAGUCCUCUGACCACGGGGGCAUGCCGCCAGGGCCGGGCAACAGCGCCCCCAACAGCCCUAUGGCCUUACUGACCCUCAACUCUAACUGCGAGAAAGAGAUGGAUGAUGUCAUUGACGACAUUAUUAGUCUGGAGUCCAGUUACAGUGAUGAGAUCCUCGGCUUGAUGGACCCCGGACUGCAGAUGGCAAACACGAUCCCUGUACCUGCUAACCUCAUGGACAUGUACGGUAAUCAGGGCAUGCCUCAGCAGGGCCUGCCCGUCAGUAACUCCUGCCCUGCCAACCUUUCUAACAUCAAAAGGGAAUACUCAGUGUCUCAAUCCCCGGCCAUCAUGCACAUGCUGGACAAGACUGGAUCCUGUGGAAAAUUUGACACCUAUCAAAGGCCAGAGGGAUUCCCUGUGGAAGCUGAGGUAAGAGCCCUCGCAAAAGAAAGGCAGAAGAAAGACAACCAUAAUUUGAUUGAACGAAGACGACGGUUUAACAUCAAUGAUCGUAUCAAGGAGUUGGGGACUUUGAUUCCAAAAUCCAAUGACCCAGACAUGCGCUGGAACAAAGGCACCAUCCUGAAGGCAUCAGUGGAUUACAUCCGAAAGCUGCAGCGAGAACAGCAGAGGGCCAAGGAGCUGGAGAACCGCCAGAAAAAACUGGAGCACGCCAACCGACAUUUGAUGCUCAGAAUACAGGAGCUGGAGAUGCAGGCUCGGGCUCACGGUCUGGCCAUCACGUCCUCGGCACUCUGCUCUGCCGAAGUUGGGGUGCGGCCCAUUAAGCAGGAGCCCGCUCUGGAGGACUGUCAACAAGACCUGUACACGCUCCACCCUCACCACCAACACCACCCCGCCGGCACUCCGGAGCAACCCAGCACGCUGGAUCUGACCAAAGGCCACUCCAACUUCCCGGAGGGCCACUACGGCAGCGUUCACAGCAAAGCAGGAUCCAAACUCAAUGACAUCCUCAUGGAAGACAACUUAUCACCCGUCAGAGGUGGGGACCCUUUGCUCUCUUCCGUCUCCCCAGACACUUCAAAGGACAGCAGUCGCAAGAGCAGCGUCAGCAUGGAUGAGAAUGAAGAAGGCUGUUAGCGCACCCUAGUGGUAGACACUUUUUCUGUAUCUUUAAUCCCUCCAUCUUGCCAGAAAACAAGAGGCCACAGGUGCAGUUAUUCUUUGUUUUGUGGGGCAGGGUGGGGGUUACCUUUCUUUUCAUUUUUAUGUUUACAUGUUGUAUCGCCUCCAUUUCAUUCUUUUUUUUCCCCUAUUGUUUGUCUUUCUAAGCUUUCAACCUUGACUACAAGGACUGAUUUCAAAGUAUUUUCUUUAAUCAAUGCUUUGGUGACAAUGAGUUACAAAAAUUAGAUGUUUUUAUAUUUAAAAAUUAUACAUUUAUCUUUCGAUAGAGGUUAGAUUGUGUGUUUUGUUUUGUUUUUUCUAUCGAUUCCAAAGAAUCUAGGGAAACUAUAAAUCACAGUCAGAGGUGUAGAUAUUUGUGGUGAGGUAAACACUCCUUUGAAAAUCAGUAGCAAUAAUAGAAGGAAGGAUAUUUAUUACUAUAGUGCUUUACACUCCUUGUGUCUUAGAUUGAACUUGAAUGUGCCAAUGCCUUAUUAAAAAGUUUGUACAUUAUCGUUGUAUUGCUAUGCACACAUUAGCUGAUUCUGUCGGUCUUCCAGGUGAAAUUACUUGCAUGAUAAAUAUUAAACGUUUGUUAAUUUUAUCCUAUUUAUGACUCUUUCUAGACAUAAUUUUAUCUAAACAUUCCCCUGAAAAGUGUCGUAUUUAUUAGAAAAGGACAGAGAGAAGCUGAAAUCUCUCUUAAAAUAAAUAUCUCCCCAAAAUGUCCUUCAAGAUUUUUAAAAUACACAAAUUCAACACAUUUCCUUAGCAUUAUGAGGAAACAUCAAACUACAAAGAGAGGCUAAAGUUUCAGAAUAAUGCCUUUUAACUACAAAGUGCUCUUUAGGCUGCAAUAGAUAAAUUACCAAUAUAUUAUUCACUGCCAAAACCAUAAAAAAUACUAAAUGGUUUCAAAAAUUGUCUUGAAAUAUGAGACUGAGUUUAUAUAAGCAGUAAUAAGACACACGGGAUUGUUGGAGAUCUUGGCACACAGUAAUGAAACACUGCAGAGGUGUUGCUCUCUAUCCUCAGAUUUUUUUUAUAUUAGUCAUAUUUGUACCACUUCAGUAGCAUUUUACAUUCAGGGCGGGUUUUUUUUUUUGUUUGUUUGUUUUGUUUUUUUUAUCAGUAUGUGAAAUUUUUAAUGCUGAGAAUAAGGAGACUGAUUUUGUCUGAAAUGCAUGAAAUUGUCCAAACACUGGAUUAACCUCUGUGAACUGAACUGUAGUAUGUUGGGCUUUUGUGCAGAAACGUACAAUGUUUUACUUGAGAGUCGAGUAACCGAAGUACACACGUGUUGUAUAUUUCUGCAGUUUGUAAAAGUUGUUGCUGAAUAACCAUGUGCCAUUACUGAUAUCUCUGACGCAGCACAGUCUCCGUUUUUUCUAUGCAAUGUUUGAAGUUGUGCCUGUGACGCAUCAUGUCUUGAAGUUGUCAUUUAUGAAGUAGCCUUUGACAGUAAUAAUUCAAUUUCCAUUUCAGUUAAGUGCCUUCUGUUACCUUGGUAAUAUAUGAGGAAUCAUGCAAUAUUUUGAGACUGAUUAUGCUGGUAUUUGGUGCUUUAUAGACUAAAGAAAUAAGGUUUAAAAUCCCUUCCAAAAGUGACAGGAAAUGACUUUUGGUCAGUGUGAGAAAACAAACUGCAUCUCUUAAACUCAAGAACCACAAGAAAUAAUUUGCUAAACACUUCAAAGUGUUCAGUAUUUAAUGAAACCUAAAACAUCUUAGUAAAUUAGUAAGUCCAUCUUAUAUAUCUACCUUUUGCAAGUAGAAAUCACAAAGUACUUCACAAAGAGUGUGAGUAGUGAAACAUGUUUAAAUUCAAACAUGAUUAAAAAGACAAAGAUGUAAUUAAAUGAGCAUAUAUGACAGACUGUAAUGUAUUUUUACAGUAAGUACUUUGCUUAGCUCUUAGAUGCAGAUUUUUUUUUUCUUUUUAAUUUAGGGUCACUAACUGUCAAGCUUUACUUUUACCUCUGAAAAAAUAGCUGGCUUGUACCUGUGAGCUAGACCAAUGGCGCCAAAGGAAGUAUGACUUGCAAAGAUUAACGUUUACAACAACUAGCCUCCAAAACAAGAUGAAAAUGUUAAAGGAUAAAGUGGGAAAAGAUGGCUGAAAAGCUACAUUUAAAAUGGAGCUCCAAAAGUUAUAAAUUUAACGACCAAUCAAAGCAUGCAGACAUAUGUAGAAGCCAAAUUUUCAGCAGUUUUCUUGGCUAAAUAAAGACAGGAAGUGGCCAACCUGAAAUAGCCUUAAAAAAUAUGUCCGCUAACAAAAGCUUUUGGAGGGACACAAGAAACAGAGGAAUUCAUUUGCAGAUUAGAAACGGAAACCACCAGUGUCUCCAGCUAAUGCACAAGACGGAUUUAUUUAAAUAAAAAGGUUCAUUGUGGGAAUUUUGUGUGAAAGUGACGAAUAGUUUAUGGGAUGCAAUCAUGGCCACUUUACUUUGACGGCCACUUUACCACUUUGCUACCACUAACAGGUGAACAUUUCUGGAUUUCGGAAAGAACUCUUUGAAAAGUCCUUGAGCCCAAAGACCUGUAGGUUGGAAAAUGUGAACCUUCUUAGUUUGAGUCUGUCCACCAAUUUGAAUUGUGACCCAAAUACCUUUCAAAUUAAAGACCAUUUACACUAACCUGAUUUAUAGUGUCCUUUUUACUCCCAAUUAUCAAAUGCUAGCAUUUAGUUAAAGAUAGUGUAGACUGGUUUUAGCAUUUGCUUGAAAAAAAAAAAUAAAAAACGGCAACAUAAUUGAACCACUGUUUGUUGUUGUCUUUAAAUACAGCGUACAUAUGUAUUUAUUACUCAACACUUUUAAGCUUCAGAUAUUGCUGUUGUGCUGUGUGUUCUUAGAAUAACACUGAACAUUUAAAAUCUUUCUGACUGUAGCUUGAAUGUAGUUGAGCAAUUGUGCCAACAACGAAAGAUGCAGUAUAUUUGUACAAACUAUAGGUUUUGAGCUGCUGAUGGUGUCUUUCAUAACCUUUCACCAGAAACAGGAGCUGUAAUGCUAGUCUGUAAAAUAUAGUUUUGGUAAAAAUUGUUUAAGCAGUAUGAAAGACAUGGUUCCAAGAAUAACAUUUUUUUAAAUAUAUAUAUAUAUAUUUUGUCGCAUUUUGUCAUGCGUCACACAGUGUUACAAUCUACUGAGUACACUCUGUACCAACUCAUUGAAAGCCAGUAAAAAAGCUUGUAUGUGACCAUUGAGUCACUGCAGAUGGACCCUUAUGAUUGUAAGAUUUAGGGUAAUAAGAAUAACACGCAACCUUUCAAUCAAGAGCAAGUAGCUCCUGGUUUAAAGGUUGGGUGUUGCACUUCGAUAUUUUAUGGUGUGUUUUAAAUCCACUAAUGAAGAACCAUUUUAUCUCGGUACUUGAGUGUCUGAACAAGUUUAUUCCUGUGGUUCAUAAAGUGUUCUACUACUGUUUUCAUUGUCACAGUUAUUAAGAGAUAAGUGUUGCAAUACUUACUGCGCCCACUGAUUUGUUAACUCACGCUCAUUGGUACUCGAUGUUAAACUACUCUGUUAGAAAUAUUAAAAGAUUUAUUUG